AUGUCAAUAGAAGAUAUGAGUGGUGGUGCCGUCGCUAUUGAAAUGAAACCUCAGCGUUAUAUCAACACUCUCGACAGCGGUUUAUUUGAACUUGGACCUGUUCAUCCUGACGCGGACCCACCAGACCCGACUGAAAUUCUAACUGCCAUCAAACUGAACGAAACUAAAAUCGCCCUUAAAUCAGGCUAUGGUAAAUAUCUAAGUGUGGAUAAGUCUAGUGGUGAACUUCUUGGACGUUCUGACGCAAUCGGUGAGCGUGAACAAUGGGAACCUGUUUUUCAGGAAGGUGAAAUGGCCAUAUGUGGUCCCAACGGCUGCUUUCUGACAUCGGAUGAAGAUGGAAACAUUCUAUGUAACCAGAGAAAAGCUGGUAGUAACGAGAUGAUUUCUAUUCGAUCGUGCGCCGAUCUCAGCAAGGACCCCAUGGCUGACAUCCCCGUUGAAGAACGGGCAUCAGUGAAACAAGCUGAGAUCAACUACGUGAAGAAAUUUCAGAGUUUUCAAGAUAGGCACCUGAAAAUUUGUAAAGAGGAUCCCUCAGUACUUAAAAAAGCGAAAAAGGAAGGAACUUUACAUGAGAAUUUAUUAGAUAGACGAGAAAAAAUGAAAUCCGAUCGAUAUUGUAAAUAA
Acanthosepion pharaonis is the source of this 630-nucleotide messenger RNA. The record is from the annotation of a GenBank genome assembly. NCBI's taxonomy places the organism in Eukaryota, Metazoa, Mollusca, Cephalopoda, Sepiida, Sepiidae.